This is a messenger RNA of Gymnogyps californianus (California condor), 3152 nucleotides long. It is a transcript of the gene TERF1, whose product is annotated as telomeric repeat binding factor 1. Gene Ontology annotation, cellular component: chromosome, telomeric region; nucleus. Bases 64 to 1056 code for a protein of 330 amino acids. The transcript has 10 exons. Lineage: Eukaryota; Metazoa; Chordata; Aves; Accipitriformes; Cathartidae. The record is from RefSeq and is a predicted model, not a curated record. Gene Ontology annotation, molecular function: telomeric repeat DNA binding; protein homodimerization activity. Gene Ontology annotation, biological process: telomere maintenance.
GGCGGCGGCGGCCGCGUCUGUUCCCCGCCGCCGGCUGAGGUGGAAGCCGUGGCCGCGGACUGGAUGCUGGAGUUUGCCUGCUACUGCCUGUGCCGGCACUUCAGGGAGGAGUGCGCGGCGGAGUUCCGGCGGUGGAGGGACGUGGCGCAGGCUCUUAUUAAUGGCCUCUCCAAAAUACCUACACAUCAGAAAAAAACGGUGUAUCUCUGUCAGCUUUUGAUAAGAAUUGCAAACGGAAAAAAACUUGAAUGCCAUUUUGAAAAUGAUCAAAGAAUUUCACCUUUGGAAUCUGCUCUGUCUUUCUGGACUUUACUUGAAAGGGAAGAAAUUAAACUGGAAAAGCUUCAUGAAGAUAUUCGCCGCUUGAUUCAAAUUCAGAUUGUAGCAGUCCAUAUGGAAAAUGGAUAUUUCAAGGAGGCUGCUGAAGUUCUUGAAAGGCUAUUUACAGACUCGGAAUCAGAUAAGCCUUUAAGGGUGAAGCUGGCAACCGUAAUUAAAAGCAAGGAUCCAUAUGUUCCCCUUCUCCAAAGCUUCAGUUACAAUCUUUUGAUAAGUAAAAUCAAGUCUUACAUUGAACUUUUCACGAAAGAAAAUGAAACAAACUUCUUAAUACAGGCAGCCACAAAACAGGUAGAGUCUAAAGGACUGGGAGCAACAGCAUUGCAAAACAAAACUGUGAAUGUCAACGAAAACAACAAAAGGAAUUUGGAAACAAAACAAAGAUCAAUGAAAGAGCAAGAGAGUAUUACAGAUCCGUCACCUGGAGAAAUAAAAAAACCCAGAGUGAGGCCUCAUUCAAGACGGAAACACAGAGUGAGCAGUGCUCUUCAGAGUCUGAACAGCUUGCAAAAUCUGCAGAAACAUGGAGGUGCUGUGGCUUGUGGCCGAAGAAGACAGCGAUGGACUUACAAAGAAGACUUGGAACUGAAAUCAGGAAUAAGGGAGUUUGGAGUGGGUAACUGGGCUAAAAUUUUGGUCCAUGGUGACUUCAACAACCGAACUAGUGUCAUGUUAAAAGACCGGUGGAGAACACUGUGCAGGAUUGAGCAAGGCUAAUUUGGACUACAGGAAUCAACUCUUCUUGACCUUUCCCUACAUAAGGACCUAGUCUAGCUUUUCGGAAUAACAACUUAUUUUAGUCUCAGAGUGUCCAGCAGUGUUGCUGUCGUAAAACAUGAAACAGAAUAGUAAUAGGUAUAAAAUGUUCAGGUAAGCUCACUUGCUUGGGUAAUUUUUGUCAAUUUACUUCCUGCCAUAUAACUCAUUCUAAUCUGAUUUGCUUCACUUUGAAAUUUUGGUCAGACUUGUCAUCUCUCAGUAAGUUAUACCAAAAAAUAUGUUUGUAUUGGUAUUGCUAAUUUUACAAACUGAUUGCUUUUUUUGCAGUUAAAAAUGUGAUACUCCAUGUAAUUUUAUAUUUAUUAGUAAAGGUGCUGCUUUUUUUUCUUUUUAAAAGAAUUAAGCUUAAGUUCUAGGUGGCAGAUUAUUUUGAACUUACACACAUUGGCAUAAUAGCACUUUUUAUCUCACAGAAGAGAUGGAAAACAUAUGGAAAGUAACAGUAUGAUACUAGCUUUUAACAUCUCGUGAUUAUCUUGCGCCACAUACCUUGUCUUGAGAAGUGGCUUCUUCUAGAUCAGCAGGAAAGGGAAAGCUCAAAAACGAAUGGCCAAAGUGGGGCUCAGUAACAAGUCUGUACUGACAGUGAUAGGACAGUUCACGAGACAUGUUUCAUCUAUGCUCUCCACUGUCUCCGUCUGCAGUGAUAGCAAGCAAAGAUAUGCUCUGAUGGGUGUAACUAAGUGUCAAGGUGUCAGCUGGUCACUGUAAAUGUCCUGCUGAUGAGAGACUGUAACAGAUGGAUGAUGGUACUACGCUGUCUCUCUUAAUUCAGGUUGUGUGGACAAGAGUUCCACAACCUCAGAAAACCCAUACUUUCCACUGUCAUACUGGUGUGAAUCUAGUGACUUGAACUAACAUAUCACAGCAUUCUUUUAAAAGUGAAAUCUCUUAAAUUCAGAUGUUUUCUGUACCUUUGUCCUUGGAUAAGGUUUUUAUUUUACAAGGACCUUACAAGGAAAAGCAUCUGUCCAAACUGGUCAUAAUAAAAUAAACCUCUCUGAGAUAUUUUUCCUGGCUACAAAGGAAGAGAGAUAUUCUUGAAGGCUGAAAUGUUCAGGAGGUAUUAAGAUAAUCUCUCUGCUUUCUAUUUUGGAGGCCUGCUUCCAUUAAGAUAAAAUGGUAAAGUACAGUUACAAAGGUUUGUUUCACACUCUUAUUGUGGACAAGACCUCAGCCAGAUCCCCUUCCUCAUUCUUGCCACCAGACGCUACGGUUUCUUCUUGCAGCCGCUAGGAGCAGUGGCAAGUGGUAGUCUUUAGGUUCCACAGAGAUGCUGCAUGUCUUAACAGUAAAUUUUCUCAACCUUAAGGCAUAAUUUCUUUUCAGCAAACAUUGUCAAUUUCAGGAUCUUGAUAAAAUACAGGCUUUGUCCUUCAGCAAGGAAUGCUAGAGCAGCUGUAAGCCAACAAUUCAAAGAGUCAUAGCAGGUAUCUGACAAGCGAGAAAGUGCAGUAUGCAGCCUCUCUAAUGCUGUAACAAUAAUUCAAGGUAAGUAAUAGGUAACAAAACAAUGAUUUGAGCUACCUGCAUAGCAGUCUUGCCAAUGCUCUAAUAUUGCAGGUUUCUAUGUUAAUCAUUGUACAUGAGCAGUUUUAACUAGUAAUAAGUAAAUUUUUUUAAUGUUAGCCAAGGCUUUAGUCACGAAGUCUUGUUUAGGUUCGUCUGCCAUAAAGUUCACACUGUGUAUUAGUGACAUGAAGUUCUGAGCAAGACUACUUCCUUAACAACACUGACUAGUCAUACAUCUUUAUGAAGGUGGCUGAACAUGAAAAACUUUUCCUCUAAGAAUACUUACCCGCUUGUAGUAUAAACAGCUGUCUAGAUGAUAUUGGGAAGGAACAAAGGAUCUAAACUGAAAUCUGGUUUUAGCUCUCAAAUUUUCAUUUUUAUUCACCCUUGCUAUUUAAUGAUGACAGUAACUAUUCUCAGACUUGAGAAUGUUUGGCUGGCUCACUACUGAGUAGGAGCAGUGCCUGUAGACAGGACUGUGGCCAGCAAAAAAUCAGAACUUUAGGAAAAGCAGCUACUAC